AUGACUCACUCUCCUCAGCCGACGACUCACUCUCCUCAGCAGGCGACUCACUCACCUCAGCCGAUGACUCACUCUCCUCAGCCGGCGACUCACUCUCCUCAGCCGGCGACUCACUCAGCACGUGACUUACUGUCCUCAGCCAGCGACUCAUUCAGCAGCCAGCGACUCACUCACCAGGUGACUCACUCUCCUCAGCCGGCGACUCACUCUCCUCAGCCGGCGACUCACUCAGCAGGUGACUUACUGUCCUCAGCCAGCGACUCACUCUCCUCAGCAGGUGACUCACUCUCCUCAGCCGGCGACUCACUCUCCUCAGCCGGCGACUCACUCAGCCGGCGACUCACUCUGCAGGUGACUCACUCUCCUCAGCCGGCGACUCACUCUCCUCAGCUGGCGACUCACUCUCCUCAGCCGGCGACUCACUCUCCUCAGCCGGCGACUCACUCAGCAGGUGACUCUCCUGAGCCGGCAACUCACUCUCCUCAGCAGGCGACUCACUCUCCUCAGCCGGCGACUCACUCUCCUCAGCUGGCGACUCACUCCCCUCAGCCGGCGACUCACUCUGCAGGUUUGUUUAGAGCUGAAACAAAUGAAAUUCAUUCAGUGUCAGUGACGGAGGGAGAUUCUGUCACUAUAAACACUGAUGUUACUGAGAUACAUGAAAACGACGACAUACAGUGGAAUUUUGGAAACUCUCUCAUAGCUGAAAUGAACAGAAAGGUUGUCAUCUUCAACACAUUUGAGGUUCCUGACGGGAGAUUCAGAGACAGACUGAAGCUGGACAAUCAAACUGGAUCUCUGACCAUCACAGACAUCUCUACUGAACACACUGGAGUUUAUGAACUAGAGAUAAGUGGAAUGAAACUAACAUCAAAAAUAUUCAAUGUUUUCAUUUAUGCUCGUCUGUCUGUUCCUGUCAUCAGCAGUAACUCUUCACAAUGCUCUUCAUCAUCCUCAUCCUCGCAGCAGAAUUGUUCAUUGGUGUGUUCAGUGGUGAAUGUGGGUCAUGUGACUCUCUCCUGGUACAAAGGAAACAGUUUAUUGUCCAGCAUCAGUGUGUCUGAUCUCAGCAUCAGUCUCUCUCUACCUCUGGAGGUGGAAUAUCAGGAUAAAAACAGCUACAGCUGUGUGCUCAACAAUCCCAUCAGCAACCAGACUCAACAUCUGGACAUCACUCAGCUCUGUCACACAUGUGCAGUCCACCUCCACUGCUGUGGUUCUACUGAAGCUGUGAUCCGAUUGGUCCUCUCUGUUCUGGUGGGCGUGGCUACUGCCAUUCUUCUGGUUUAUGACAUCAGUUCCACAGAAGACAAGAAACAGAUAUCAUACAUAUAA
Messenger RNA from Carassius auratus (goldfish), 1335 nucleotides. RefSeq lists its product as uncharacterized. Lineage: Eukaryota; Metazoa; Chordata; Actinopteri; Cypriniformes; Cyprinidae. The record is from RefSeq and is a predicted model, not a curated record. The coding region runs from base 1 to 1335 and encodes 444 amino acids. The transcript is spliced from 5 exons.